This is a messenger RNA of Thyridium curvatum, 1413 nucleotides long. RefSeq lists its product as uncharacterized. Gene Ontology annotation, biological process: amino acid transmembrane transport. NCBI's taxonomy places the organism in Eukaryota, Fungi, Ascomycota, Sordariomycetes, Thyridiales, Thyridiaceae. The transcript has 3 exons. Gene Ontology annotation, cellular component: vacuolar membrane. The record is from RefSeq and is a predicted model, not a curated record. Gene Ontology annotation, molecular function: amino acid transmembrane transporter activity. The coding region runs from base 1 to 1413 and encodes 470 amino acids.
AUGACUCUUGCAACCAAGACAGGCGACGAAAUCGCCCCUGCGGCUAGCCGCAACAGUACCAGCAGUACUGAGAGGUAUGGAAAAAUAGAGAACCCCGAGAAUGCUACCGAAGUAUUCAAGACGGGAGAGGGAGGCGUCGAGUUCCGCACUGUUGGUUGGAUCCAUGCUUCUGUGAUCUUCUUGAAGGUCAUCUUUGCCACCGGAGUUUUGACGAUUCCCUCGGCCAUGUACGUCCUUGGAGCUUUCCCUGGUGCCAUCAACGUCCUGGGCUGGCAAGCCCUGAACACAUACACAGCCAUCAUUCAGGGCAACUUUCGCAACUCUCAUGCUGGGUGCCACUCGAUUGCUGAUAUGGCCGAAAAGGUCGGAGGCAUAUGGGCUCGCGAGAUUGUGGGCAUCAUCUUCCUGGUUACGUUCGCCAUCGUUGGUGCUUCGGGAGUGUUUGGCGCAUCUGUGGCACUCAAUGCUCUUUCGAACCACGCCAUUUGCACCAACUAUUUUAUGCUCGUUUCCAUGAUUACCGUCUUCAUUCUCGCUAGUGUGCGCAAGUUUGAAAAGAUUGCGUGGUUGACAUGGAUUGGCUUCCUGUCGGUCUUCAUUGCUGUCUUCAUUGUUGUUGUUGGCGUCACCACCCGCGAUAGGCCAGCUGCCGCACCUCAGACCGGAGAUUUCGACCUCGGAUACCAUGUCAUCGGUAGCCCAACCUUUGUUGCCGGCAUCACCUCCGCCGCAACAAUCUUCUGCUCUGGCGCUGGAACUUCGGCAUUCCUCCCAGUCAUCUCGGAGAUGAGGAAGCCGCGCGACUACAACAAGGCCGUAUAUCUUUGCAUGAGCAUCGUCACAGCCUCCUACCUCUCUUUCAGCCUGGUUGUGUACCGCUGGUGCGGCAAGUGGGUUGCCUCGCCAUCUCUUGGUAGUGCUGGAGGCACUAUCAAGAAGGUCGCCUACGGUAUCGGGCUCAUAGGUCUGCUUGUCAGUGCUUGUCUCUACAUCCACGUCGCCGCAAAGUACAUGUUCGUACGCAUUCUCCGAAACUCGGAGCACUUGCAGAAGAACUCGUUCGUCCACUGGUCGGUCUGGUUCGGCUGCACGCUCACUAUGAGUGUUGUCUCGUUCCUUCUGGCAUCUGGCAUCCCCAUCUUCAACUACCUCCUGGCUCUAGCUGGAAGCCUGACCUUUGCUCCCCUCGCACUGGGGCUGCCCGGUUACCUCUGGCUCUACGACCACCAAGACUACCGCAAGGGGUCUAUCCUAAAGACGGUCAUUUACUAUCUGCACUGGGUCUUGAUUGCCAUUGCGGCUUUCAUGACUGUAGGAGGCACCUAUGGUGUCAUCCAGCAAGUUAUUGAUGCAUAUGCCAACGGCGAGAUUAGCUCUGCCUUCUCAUGUGCCGACAACAGUGGAUCCUCUUAG